Messenger RNA from Phalaenopsis equestris, 1276 nucleotides. RefSeq names its product NAC transcription factor 29-like. Lineage: Eukaryota; Viridiplantae; Streptophyta; Magnoliopsida; Asparagales; Orchidaceae. The coding region runs from base 1 to 939 and encodes 312 amino acids. Gene Ontology annotation, biological process: regulation of DNA-templated transcription. The transcript is spliced from 3 exons. Gene Ontology annotation, molecular function: DNA binding. The record is from RefSeq and is a predicted model, not a curated record.
AUGGAAGGUAGCUGGUCAACAGGUUCUCACUUCCCUCCUGGGUUCCGCUUCCAUCCUACAGACCAGGAACUAAUCACGCAUUACCUGAAGAAGAAGGUGUCUUCUUCCUUACCACCCGCAUGGGCCAUCAUGGCCGAUGAUGAUCAUAACAAUUGCUGCUUUGUUUCAGAGAAAGCAUUAUUUGGAGAAAAAGAGUGGUUUUUCUUCAGCCCGAGAGAUCGCAAGUACCCGAACGGCGUCAGGCCCAAUCGGGCUGCUGGGUCGGGUUACUGGAAGGCAACUGGCAUCGACAAGCCCAUCUUGGCUGCUGACGGCCUCCAGUGCAUUGGUGUCAAAAAGGCUUUGAUUUUCUACCUCGGACGCCCGCCUAAGGGUACCAAAACAGAGUGGGCCAUGCACGAGUACCGCCUGCUAGACUCCGCCCUGCCUGGUCAAGCUAUGAAGACGAAGCAUUCUAUGAGACUGGAUGAUUGGGUUCUGUGCCGGAUUGAAAAGAAGGGUGGCGGCCGGCAAGCUGAAAAAGAUGAAGCGCAGGUAUCCCUAAAAUUACCACAGCCUGCCAAUGCGAAUGCCGAACAAGAAAAUCAGCAACAGUUAAAAAUUGAAAAAAGCCGCAUCUUUGAGUGGAGCGACGCACAGCAUCUUGACUUUCUUAGUACACCCGAGAAUGAAGCGAUAAGCAAAGGGGGAGAAUCUGAUUCGCGUUCUGAUAGCAGAUGUUCUGAGCUUGAAGAGUGCUUUGAGGUGCUGCAGCAGCCACCGCUGUUGCAGUUCUCAGCUUACGGCUCCAUGAAGAGGAGGUCGUCGUUCAGCUCGGACAUUGAUGAGCUGAUGCAACAGCCGCCUUGCAAAAGACAGCAGUGUUCAAGUGAUGAGCAAUAUUUUUUGAACGAAGACGUCUUUUUUCUUGAUCAGAGCUUAACGGAGUUCUUAAGAUGAUAACUCGCACGGCUCGCAGCCUUUUUUUAUUAUUUUAAACAGUCAUUUUUUAACGGGAAAUUUGAAUCUUGAGGUGGAGGCAAAUAAGGGUUCGAUUGAUGCCUGUUGGCUAAUUUUAUCUUUUUUCUAAGAAAUAAGAUUUGAAUACGUAGCUUUGACUAAUUUCUAUACUCUUUCCUGCUUAGAUAUGAUAAUUCAUCUAAAAGUAUAUGCAUUUUGCUUUGCUAAGCAAAAGUGUAUAUUUACAAAAAAGGCUCACAACGACGCUAUCAACAAUACCGGAAAAUAGCUUCUUAGGCUUUACAAACGUGAGCUAAAUGCGAUGUUUAAUCGGAAC